Sphaeroforma arctica JP610 is the source of this 2414-nucleotide messenger RNA. RefSeq lists its product as hypothetical. Lineage: Eukaryota; Ichthyosporea; Ichthyophonida. The coding region runs from base 127 to 1986 and encodes 619 amino acids. The record is from RefSeq and is a predicted model, not a curated record. The transcript is spliced from 4 exons.
CUGAUCAAGUUUGAAGAUUGAGAUAAAAGAAUUCUGUUCGACGAAUUCCUUCUCACUUCAUAUUUUCGAGAUUUGAAGAUAGAUAGACGCGCAAAAGUUCGGUAGCUACAUUAUAUAUCAGAUAAUAUGCUAUUCAAAUCGAAGACUGUCGCCACUGUGCUGGCUGUUUUAAUAUUGGACUUCACAGAUGCACGGCAAACGGCGAGCAUCUUCAAUCCGUUCGCAACUACUUUCAACCCCGUCGUCACAGUUGCCACGAGCGCAUCUGUUACGCCGACUACAUCUGUGUUCAAUCCCUUUGGCACUGUUGCCAGUACUUUUAAUCUUUUCAAUACAGCCGUGAGUAGCUCGAAUGAAGCAACAAUUCUGACUUCCGGUGGAUUCCCUAUCUUUUCAACUAUUCAAUUCCCAAGCACUAUACCUGACACCACAACGGUGUCAAGUACAGACCUACCUACUUUCACAAUUGAUACCUCAACGUCCGAAUUAUCAACGUCCGAAUUUUCAAGUACAUCUACAACUGUUUCGUUCAUUACGAUCACAAGCACUGAAGAUAUUACAACUACAAGCACCGAGGAUAUCACAACUACAACGACUGAGGAUAUCACAACCACAACCACUGUAGCUGACAAUACAACCCUGACAGCGGUAGUGAAUGGCCCGUACACUGCGGUCCAGUUUAUCCCUCAGACAUUCAGUGCAGAUGGUUCGUCAGCUAACGCCCAGUUUUAUAUUUGGACAUUCGGAGAUGAGAUACCUGGACGCACUAACACUACCGUAGUACUUGGCACAGAAGUGAGUCACACGUAUACGGAGGCGGGUAUCUUCGAUGUAUGUCUUAUUGUGGAAGUAGAUGGUGAACGCUCCGACGCAGACUGUACCGAAGUCGAUGUGGCUGUCGGGGUGACGGUGGCGGAGGAAACAACCACGACAUCCAGUACAAGCACGACAUCUAGUACAACCACGACGACCACUACAGAGUUUGUGACCGGUGUUGUUCCGGGUGUUACUGUGGAUAUCGAGAAUACCGAAGGUACAGGGACCAACACGCUCACAACGGAUACUCUAGCUACAGCAACAGUAGAUCCGUUGGAUACGGUGACAAAGACUAGCUUGACCACUACCAACGUCGCUACUGUAGUGGUAACGACCUUAGAGCCGAGUGAUGGUGUGGAUGGCGAGUCAGGCUUCUUUGUGGAUUUCAGCGGCUUGUUCGGAAGUGACGAAGAGAGUGAAACACCAAUCGACUUGUCGGGACUACAGGCAGAUGCCGGAGGUCCAUACUACGGUAGUGUGGGAGUCAACAUUGAGUUUGAUGCGAGUUUGACUACACCCGGGGGCGAUGGGGAUCUGCAAGAUCUGAGUUUCCAGUGGCGCUUUGGGGACGAAACGGCCACUACGCCCAGCACAGUAGUAAACGGCUCCACUGUAGUUGACCAUACAUAUUUGGCAGUGAAUGAGUACAGGGUGUGUCUGACCGUGAUCCAAGGCGACGGUGCGAGUGUAGACUGCACUACUGCGUUCAUUGAGGCAAACGAAGAGAUUGUCACGGCUGAGCGGGCUGAAAAUCUGCUUACAGAAUUCAAUGAAGAAGACUGGGAUGAGGUCGGCACUGGUUUCUCAGUGGCCAAUGGUGUGCUACUCGCAGAAGUCAACGGAGGAGGCUACCAAGAGGUGAAACUAAACCAAACCAGGACAGGACAGCUGUUCCUGCAGUGCUUCACGACAGCGUUUGACUAUAGCGCAUUCACUGAUGAGCAAAGUUUGCCCGUUCUCCGAGUCAUGGUCUUCUACGAGGACCAAUUGGAGACCGUUGAGAACUUCAGCUUCAGAGCACCAGAGAGCAGUGAAGGCGGCGAGACACUGAGCUACGUCAUCAACCCCGCCCUACCGGUUAAGAAUGCCACAGUUUACGCACUGCACAUCGGCGAUGUGGGACAGUCGACAUUCGAGGAUAUAUUCUUUGGUCCUGUGGUACUGUUCUGAGCGUACACGCACUCGGAAUUACACCUAAUGCACCUAUUUUAUAAGAAAGGACUUCUGCUUCUUACAAGGACAUAUUCGAUGGGUAAAGGCUUGCAAACGCUACACCCGUUAGACGAAAACUUAGUACAAGGCACACGCUCCGAGGUUGAGAUGGGCCUCGGAAAGACUGCCCUGGAACAACGCCCCUGAUUACUCUGUGAUGUGAUACAAAAGCUCAACUGGCAGAUAUAAAGCCAUAACCUAACAAACUCAUGGUUAUGCACGUGCAUGCAUGCACGGUAACGGUAUACAGCUAUAACCUACCCAACUUAUGGUUAAGCACGUGCAUACAUGUGCGUACGCAACAAAGACGGCGACAAAAGACUCGCCGGACUAAGCAACGCAAUAAAGAGACCCCUCUCUCGAAAGAGAGGGGCAUGUACAAUUCA